AACACUUCUGUAGUACCGAGAAGUAGCGAGAGUGAUUAUGCCAGCGAGACAUCUUCAGUGGGGGAUGGCAACAUAAACAAACCCCCUUUUUAAGUAGCUCUAGCUAGGCAGUUCCAUCAGAAGAUAAUUUCUCAAAAAUGUUUUGGAAAUACUUUUUUGUGACUCUAUUUCUAGUAGGACCAAGUAAACGCUUCCUCACCUUGGCAACCCUGGAACGCACAGAUGCUGACAGCUUGAGAGCGUUGACUGAUGAAGAACUGGUGGAUGAAAUCUCACAGAAACUAUUAAGAGAGUCACAAAAAGACAAAAGUAUACCACAGCCAGUUGUCUUAGAAAUAAAAAAUUCUGGAGCUUCAGAUGGACUCAAUCUAGAAGGACAGAAUCUCGCCGAGAACAGUGUAGUUAUUACAACACAGAAAUCUGUUACUCAAAAACCUUUAGAAACUGGCGUGGCUGGAGAAACAGCGCUGCACAGCAGUAAACAGGAUGAAGAUAAGGAGAAGAAAUCAAGUUCCAUAUUUGACCCAGAGGAUAAAAAUUUUAUUAUUAUCAUAGCAGUUGCUGUAUCCACUGGUUUUAUUGGGCUUAUGUUUGCUGGUGUAUGUUAUUACAAGUUCAGGAAGAGUGCCAAAGCAGCUUGUGAUGUUGAAUAUCCUGCGUAUGGAGUUACAGGACCAACAAAGGAGAGAAUUCCUUCUCCUGGGGACAGAAAACUUGCACAGAGUGCCCAGAUGUAUCACUAUCAACAUCAGAAGCAGCAGAUGAUAGCCAUGGAAAAAGCAAAUGGUGACAUGAAGCAUGACGCCUCAGAUGAUGACUCAGAGGAAGACAAUGUAGAGGGAGACUACACAGUGUAUGAAUGUCCAGGUUUAGCACCGACAGGAGAAAUGGAGGUGAAGAAUCCACUUUUCCGAGGAGAUGAGACGCCUGUGACACCUGGCCAGGAUAUAACAGGACAACCUCAUGGUCAUGAACAGUUACCAGUAGACAAAGAGAAUCAGUGAUAGUCCUCCCCUCUCUCUCCCAGGCUGGCAUUCUCCACAUUUGCCCUCAUUUCUUCCUCCUGGUUUUGGGUCAAAAGGUAGAAACUAGUGAAGUCAAAGUGUUAGUUCAUACUUACCUACCCUGUCAUUGAACAUUGCAAUUUGAUUUCAUUUUUUGAUAACAACAAAUGUAUAAAGGAAAAAAAAAAACAUGAAUUAAAAUAGAUGCCAUUAUCUGGCAUUCAAAAAAAAAAGUUUUAGUAUUUUUCAAAUGUCUUGUUUUUAUUUUCUUAUGACAUUGUUGUAUAGGGCUGUGUUGUAUUGAUUUGUGACAGUUUUGUGACAUCAAAUAAACCACUUCUGUGAGUAAUGUGAAUUUUAAUGUCAGUAGUUUGUUGAAGAUCUUAAGUUCUAAACAUUUCUGUUUGCUAUAGAUUUAAUCCCCAGUCAAAUGUGAGUCAUCUUUAUCAGUUACUUGUAUUUUUAUACUCUACAUUGUGGCUUAGUCUCCCAGAACUUUAUAGCUAUUUACAGAACUUGUCAAUGCAGCCCUUCAAUUAUUGUUUUGAUAACUUUGAAUUAUGCCAGUUAACAAUACUUAACUUUUAAAACAUUUUUUUUUAUGUUAUAGAUAUUUUUUAUAUAUUUUUUUUUUAACUAAUGCUUUUUAUUUAGUCAAAAUAUUGGAAUUUUUUUUUUUGGUUUAUAUUUGGGAUAUCUGGGUCAUUGUUUCUUCUUUUGUUGCUCGACAACUUUGAUCUGCGACUUCAUCUUAUCCCAGUGACAUAGUGUCCAUGACAUUAUUUUUCAGAUUUUUUUAUUAAAUCUUACAUUGAAAUGAAACAUUUCUUUGGGACCAAAUGAAAAUAUUUUUUCACACUACACAGGAAAAAAAAUGCAUUUUCUUCUGUUUGAAAUAUCUAGUCUUAUAAAAAAUUUUUCCUUGUAUUUUAUUUUGUAUCAAUUGAUAUUGUUUAUCUUUACUGAAAUUUUUUGUGAUACUUUUUUUUCUGGAUUAGUUACCAAACUUUCAGUAUCAUUGUGUCUUGGCAUGGAUUCAAGGAAUUUUAUCUUGAUAAGAGGCCAGGUUUUAGGAAAGACAUUUACAUCCUGCCUAAUUAGGUCGUAGGAGAUUUUUUGUUUUGUUUUAAAGCUUGUUGAUUGUUUUCAAUUUGUUAUUUCCAUUUCAUUCCUGUUGAAGUGAUAACUUUUGGCCAUUCUAUUUUAUGUUUAGGAAAAAAUAUUUCUUUAAGAAAUUUUUGGCACGAACAGAUAACCCACUGGUUGUGAUUUUUAUAUUUGUUCUCAAAAUUUUUCUGAUUCGAAAAACUUGCUCAAGAUUUUCACCUCAGUUUGUUUUUACAAGUGGAAUCUAUUUAUAUCUUUUUCUUUCCGUUGAGACGACCUUUAUACACACACAUUUAUUUACUUCCCAGACAAAUACUUUGUAUUUAUUCUCCCUCCUUAAAACUCUUAAUGAUCUUUUAUUUUUUGUUCUAUUCCUCAUAUAAUUCAUAUUAUUUUUUGUUUUUCUUUCAUUUGCUCUUAAGUUCUCCCAACUUAAAAAGUCCAUACUUUUAACUUGUGACUUCCAUUUGGUGAUAGGGUGUUAUAUCUUGUAUAGAAAAUUGUAGACCAAUCAUUGUUGUACGAUUGGUCGACAAUGUUUUAGCUCAUCAACUGUGAUUUAAAAUAUUCAUUCAAAAUUUGUGGUAAAUUGUAUUGAUGUAUUUUUUUAAAUAGUUUUUUUGUUCUGGCAUCAGAUCACUCAGACUAUCUGCAUACACCCCAUUCAUUGGUAUCAUUUUGUUUUCAUGUUUUUCAAUUACUGGAUUGUAUUAGAUUCAGUUCUCAUUGUUUUUUUGUUUUUUUUCAGUUUUGAAUUAGCUAAUAUACUCUGGUACAAUGUGGGUUUUCAUUUUCUUGCUCUGUCAAUUGCCAGCUUAAUUCACUUAUAUAUUUUAUCAGUAAUUAGUAACUUUCCAAGUUAUACUCAAAAACUUUACUCAAGUCAUUUUUUGUUUUACAUAUACCCAUAAUUAAUGGCAAUUUAAAUUAUAUAUAUUUAUACAUUUACAUUUUCUGAAUACAAUAAUUCUUAUAUAUUCUUCUUAAAUGACCAACCUUUUUUUUUAUUGUUGCAUGAGUUUCAAAUUAACAUUAAUCCCAUGCUAGUGGAGAGCUUCACAUUUGUUGAGUUGAAAUGUCCAUUUUGUAUCAUUUGUGACAAAAGUCGUAUUGCUGCAUUUAAUAAUGUGUACAAAAGUAGGGCUUUAAGUAUUACUGAUGACUUCAGUCACAUUCUACUUGAGUAUAUUGACGCUAUUUCAUUUGUUGAGGGUUUCACACGUCAUGAUCUGUCUCCAUUACCAUAUUGUACAUAAUCUGUAGCAACACAUUGUACUGUGAUGUCAUGCCUCUUGGGUUCAAUGUUGUGAUUACCAUGCGUAGAAUUGGUUUGUCCCUGUCUGUGUUGAUGUUUUACUUUCUCUAUGUAGUCUCCUCAUGGGAACAUUUGAAACAGAAAAAUAUAAACAAAGGUUCUAAGUUCAAACUAUCAUUACAGGCUAUUAUUUGUUUCAAUGCUGGGUAGGAAGAAAUAAAAUAUAAUUUAAGUUCAAUAAAUGGUUCAGAUUUUUUCGCUGCAGUAUACAAGUUUUGUUCAUUUUUUUAAUGAUUUUGUACUAUCUAGAGAAAUUGUAUCAUCUGUGUGUUCCUGUUUUAUAAGAGUUUGAGUCUUUGUCUUAUUUCCUUGUUAGAAAAUUUAAAACCAAAAUGUGUUUCUAUUUUAUAUUAAUCAAAUUUAAAAUUGAGAAACAAAUGAAAGUCUAAGACAAAACUUUAAAUCCAUAAAACAUCAGUCUUAUUUAAGUUAAUAUAUCAAUACAGCCAAUAAGCAAAGAUACCAACAUAGUCAAAGCUGCUAUAUUAUCAGAGUACAAAAAAAAUUGUCAUAGAUCCAGUUUCAACAGAAUUCUGCUUUUAUUGUGCCACAAUUGUCAGACUAUUAUUUAAUUUUUUUAAAGUUAUGAACUACAGCUCUAUGAUAGGAUUGAAAAAGGAAAAAGGGAGGUGUUUUUGAUUUUUCAUAGGAAACAAAGAAAAAAGAUUCUAUACAUUUGUUUAAAUUUCUAACGGUAAAAGCUACUUGGAUGAAAUCUUUCAGGAAUGAUCCAACUACUGUGCUCUUUAUUAAAACAGGUACCAAAGUUUAUUUUUUAGAGAAAUCUCUGUCUAUUGUUUGGUGAAACUGUCUUACUGUCCAGUGAUUAUUGUUUAUUUCUCUAUGUUUAUUAAAUAUUAGUUGAUUUAAAAACACAAAACAGAAAAUUUUCUUUCAUAUUGCUAUGGAAUAAAAAAAAAAUUAGGCUUCCAAGACAACAGUCUUGUCAGUUAAUAUGGUUGAAUAAGAUGGCAGUGAUAUGUAUAUUAUCAAACAAAACAUUGCAUUUAAUUUUCCAAAUAUUACAAUAUUCUUUUAUUGAUUUUUAAGCUCCACAAAAUUUUUUGUUUAAACAUAUUUGUCUAUUUUUUUUCCUGGCUGAAAAAUUGAGCCUUGAAAUCAUCUGUAAAUUAAAUCCCUGUACAUAUAGCCCACUGCCACAGUUUGUUUUUAUAUUUCAGUAAUGGACUUAAAGUAUCUAUUAGUUUCUAUUCAGGCAUGUCUUCUUUUACCCUUCAUUUCAGGUAUUUUAUUUGUAAGUACGAUUCCAGUCAUGUUUUAAUCAAGUGUUUGCUAAACAUUUUUUGGGUCAUUUAUUUUCUAAUGUUGAAAUUAGUGACAGCAAUAUGAAAUAAAAUUUCCAAACUUCA
Messenger RNA from Biomphalaria glabrata, 4796 nucleotides. RefSeq names its product neural proliferation differentiation and control protein 1-like. The coding region runs from base 138 to 1004 and encodes 288 amino acids. Gene Ontology annotation, cellular component: membrane. The transcript is spliced from 7 exons. Lineage: Eukaryota; Metazoa; Mollusca; Gastropoda; Planorbidae. The record is from RefSeq and is a predicted model, not a curated record.